CGUUGCCAUUCUCUUAGGUUUUAUCCUGGAAAUAGAAAAAACCGGAAAUCCGUAUUUGUUUGCACCCUUAAGAACGAGUGCUUAAACCCUUCUUUGCCGGGAUUGAAGGGUCGUUGAAGAUGUAGUUCGGUAAUUAUGGUGACCUAAAAAGAUUGCGGAAGUUGUAGUUAUUCCUUGUGUGCGUGAUAUAAUAGGAUUUUUUUUGUCGGGUUUUAUUUUCUUCAACCCCCAGAGGAACCAUGUUUUCGUGUUUGUGGCAAAUAUGGGAUUGGCUCGAUCCCAGCAAAAUGGACAAAAUUCAAAAAACCCAAACUUUCGAAAACAACUUAUCCAUGAACCACCACCAGGACAACAACAUACCAAAUAACGACUCUACGGUCCAUCAAAUGCAUCAACAAAGCACCAAUCCCCACUACUAUCCAGUUAUCCAUCAACAUUCUCAAAUGUACAACAAAAACGUACCCCAUCCUGCACAAUCUCCACUUCUACUCAACAUCACCAGUCAACAAAUGCUCCAAGCCACGACCCAUAGACAUUUCCAACAUUAUCCUCAAUACAAUAUGCCGGUCAAUGUCAAUUCCAACGAUUAUGCUCAUCAACACUUGCAGCCGAGAAUUAAUAAUCCACAAACUCCAAAUAGUUUAAACCACGCAAACAUUACCAAUCCAAAUGCUACGCCAGAGGUACCAAAGCAAGAACCUAGUAACGAAACACCACCAGCUAAGGCAUCUACACCAAAACCAAAAAUCAAGGAAGGAGAAAAGAAACAGCUCAGAUCGCCUACUGCCAGAAGACCUCUCAAUGCCCCGGUAGCUAUACAAGGAUGGUUGCAUAAGCAAGGCUCCGAAGGGCUUAUGUUAUGGAAGAAAAGAUGGUUCGUCUUGUCGGAAUAUUGCUUGUUUUAUUAUAAAGGACUACAAGAAGAAAAGUUGCUAGGCUCUAUCUUGCUUCCAUCCUACAAAGUCUCUGUGUGUGGACCCGAAGACAAAGUCAACCGAAAGUACGCCUUCAAGUGUGAGCACGCCAACAUGCGAACUUAUAUAUUGGCCGCCGACUCGCAAGAUCUCAUGAUGCAAUGGAUCCAUUUGCUGAGUUUAGCUUGCAACCUCCAAAAUAAUAUAGAGCCAACGAAAGAGCAAGGAAACCAGCCAAACAACUCCGACCCCAACCACUUCAACACAAGUACAGUAUCAGGACAAGCCAGUGUUUAUGGAAACCACACAAAUACUCCAAGCAGACCCAAUCCUACACAUACUCACACAUCAAGUAACUCCAGUCAGCAAGAAAUGAUUCAGUAUAGCCAACACCUAUACGCAAAUGCUCCACCAAAACCAAGAAGACUGGUUGACGGUUACUGUUCACCCGGACCAGAAAUGUUAUAUCCCAACUAUCAAGGGCCUAGAAGUGGCGCUUCCAGUGUUUACGGAAGACAAAUGCACCCCCAAGAGCGAAUAUAUAACGAUAGAGUGUUUUUAGGGCCUCAAAAUUUAGACAGAAGAACUCCAGAUACUUACGCAAGAAGUAAUAUGUCUAAAUAUAGAAACCCAUCAGAUUAUGAAGAUGUUUAUAGCGAACAAACCGCUUAUAAAAGGCCUUUGAGUCCUGUUGCUGCCGAUAAUGUGCUCAAAAAAACCUAUCCUACUGUAAAUGUCGCCUACGCUCCUCCAUCAAUAGAAAUGCUAAGACCUCAUUAUCCAGAUCCUGUUAUUAUGAGAAAACCACCACCACAAACGAUUAUAUCCAGACCUCACAGUGCAGACUUUUUGGAAUAUAAGCCGGACAAACUGGAAUCCAAUCCGUCCGUUACGCCAGUAUCUCAACAAGUGAGGCCAAAGUCUAGUUUGGAUAUCAACAUGUACUCCAAAGAUUAUUGUGAGCCAAUGCCCAACAGCUAUUUUGUUGGAAGUAGGCAGAGGGACAACGAUUAUUUUUAUUCUCAAGAACGCUAUGCUGAAAAAAUGCGUAAAAGUGCUCAGUAUUUACAAAAAAUGCCUGUCAAAUACCAACAAGUGGAUCCUAGUCAUAGAAAACAUAGGGAACAAUACGAAUUGGAUAUGCUUAACGGUUAUGCCUAUAAUAGACCGUUCAGGGAUCAGCAAACUCCUACUUUACAACCUGUGAGAAGUCGGAGUGCUUUGAGUGAAGGUUCUCUGCUCUGCGCUCAAGAUAUCGAAAAUGAUAGUAUUUCUAGAGAGUAUCCGUUAGGGCACGAACAAAAUUUGACGACUAGUGUUAGAAAUGCAGCUCAAGAGCAGUUUACGAGAUCAGCUAGUGCCAGGUUGUCACAAACAAAUAAUUAUGAAGAAAAUGUUAACAGAAUGGAAGGAGAAAGAAAGAGGGAAGAAUCUAUGAAGAGGCUUCUGGAAUGGAAACAGAGAAUGCUUCAGUCGCCUUUGAACCGAAAGGCACAGGCUCAAGCUUACAGAGGAUAUCCGAUUGGUAAAGAAAACGCCUAUUAUACUGCGGACAAAAAGCAGAAAAAGUCGACAAUAACGAAUAGAAGAUCCGUUCACAAUUUGGUGCAGUACAACAGCUACUCCUCGGAUGAUGAAGCCUCGGGAUCGAUAUCGAUAAACACAAGAGACGCUACUCUGGGAAGGGAUACUUUUCCAAGGGGAAUGACUACGAAGCAAAAUGUUACUCCCAACAUGCAAAAUAUGCAAAGCAGAAGUAUUACGAAUUUGGAUCGAGCAACUUAUAAAUAUGACAAAAAUACACCAAAUUAUCCAACGUGGACGAAUCAGUCACAAUAUAACAUGUACGAGCGAGACCAAGAAUUCAGGACAUCUCAAAAUGAAAUAGCUUCAAAGACGAAAAUAAACGUAUCGGCCGGAGAACUUCUAGGUAGAACUCACGAAGAACUAGUCCUGCUUCUGAUCCAGCUGCGUAGGCAACAAGCACAAACAUUUCAGGCAAUAGAAAGUUGCUAUAAUGAAAUUGAUUCCUUACAGCUACCUACUAUGAACAAUAUGGAUCAAAUGAAACGAAUGGAAAACCUUCAAAAGUUGGAAAGGAUCAAGCAAAACCUUUUAGAACUCGAAAAACAAUACGAAAAACGAAAACCUUUGGUUAAUCUGGUAGAUAACAUGGUCAAACUGGGAACUUUAUAUAGAAAUCCUAAUGAAAGGAGUGAUAUAGCGAGACAUAUCCGUGAAAGACUGGAAUUCAACCAGCAAGUUCAAGAACGUAGACUUUUAGCUGAAGAAAAACGCGACUGGAAUAGAAUCGAACCCAGCCACUUGCAAUUGCAAGAAAAAGUCAGACAAUUAUACCAGCUGGAUGGCCUUAUCCAAGAAGAAUCAAGAAAUCUCCAUAAUCUGCAAAGAGACAAAGAAGACAUAGAACGAGCCCUUGGAGGUCUGAGAAAUAGAUUAAUGAAAGGCUUAAAUACUCCCGAAGAAAUCGAGCAUGCUAGAAGACAACAGUUUAUAUUAGAAAACGAACUGAGUAGGGUGCACUUGAUGUUGGCACAAAAUUCCAAAAAACUAGAAGAAACUGUUGCUGGAAAUGCUCGAUUAGAACAAGAGCUGUUAGUUUUAAAACAAAAAUUGCAAACUUCCCGACAACAGAGAAGCUCGCCGCAAUUUUCCAAUGCAGGUGAUAGUCUGCCAUAUCUAUCCGGAUCUAGUCAAGCUUUGGAAUCCAAUUUAGAAAGAGUGCAGAAGAAAAUCGGGGACCUUCAAAAACAACGUGAGGAGUUAAGUCUUCAAGUCAGACAAUUAACCGACAGAUCUAGUACGCCUCGUUUAAAUCAGAACAGACAUUCUUCUCCAAUUGACAAUCAUUCACCAAAUAGUUAUUGUAACAAAAAGAAACCAAUAACAUCGUCUUGGCGCGAAACAGAUUUGGACACUAUGAAUUCCAUAGACCACGGCUACGACAGCUACUCUAGUCCAUCUACAACACCUUUAUACAUUAACACCGACAUAAAAACACCUCCGGAAUUCCAGGACCGCAGCGACUCGACAAGCGACGAUACUGGCCUGUCUUCCAAUCCGCUCGAAAAACAAGAAAUAAAAACAGUCAGGAUUGUUAAAAGAGAAUCGGAACGUCGGCAAAGAGAUCGAGAAAAAACUUUCAAUGGAAAAUGCGAUCCUUUGGUUGAAGAAGACGAUUCCUCUCAAGGAUCUUCUGUGCUGUUUAGGCCCACAUCGUUACCACAAAAACUGCCAUAUGAACACCAUUCUUUGCCUACUAGAACUAACAACAAGCAAAAAUCUGCACAACAACUCAGUCCUGUGUUUAAAAGUGAAGCUGCUAGACAAAUUAUCACAGAGGUAGCAAAUAAGAGCCCCACAGCUCAAUCUCAGCGCAGAGCUAUUCCAAAAGAACGCAGAAGACACCAUACAGCACCCCACGAAAACCUAAUGACCCUAGGGAGUAUUGAAGGCCGGCGAGCAAGAGACGAUUUGGAUAUUGAACGAGCUUUGAGGCAAAGAAUAGAUGCCCCCGAUUUGGUGCGAUCAACUCUGAGCAAUAAAGAGCUGAAAUACAAUGAAGAAACUAUCGAUAAUCUUCUGAGUACGCCGAAUAAAAUUUUUAUACCCGAGAGGUAUAUACCAGAGCACAUGCCGGCACCGAGUGCUGAAGAAGAGGAGCGGCGAAAGAAGAAAGUGGAGAGUAUAAAGAAAAUGUUGUCGGAUAGUGCCAUUAUAAGUGCUCCAACGACGUCAUCUCAUAAUGAUGAUAAAUCUCCAUCAGACAAGAAACCUAGUCCUAAUGGUAAAGCCGCACCGACCUCGAGUAUUUCGGAAGAAAAGAAGCAAAGAGAGCAUUUGCUCCAACUAAAUCAGAUUCUAGCCAAGCAGGUCAUGGAAAUGAGCAAAGUUGUUGCAGUGAAAAAUUUGACUGCCUUGAAAUUGGCACCGCAGCCUUUUAGCACCGAAGAAGAAGACUCGUCCCCGGUGGCUCCAUUGCCCUUGUACCAGCAACGCGAAAAUUUUUACAGUUAAACAAUAUGAUGAACCAUAAUGAAGAAAAACAGAAAUCAAAUUCUUCAUUUUUGGUUUUUGUUAGAAGAACAGACCCAUAUUAUUUCUUAGAUAAUUGUAUAACCGAUAUAUAAAUUUCUAUUCUAAGACUGAUAUGUUUAUGUAUAGCAUAGACAGUUCGUCCAAGCAAACACCAAGAAGACGAAUUUAGUUAAGUGUCAAUUUUUCAAUCUACUAUUAGUCUUAUGAUGACAUGUUUCAAUUGAUAUUAUCAUUAUUCAGGGUAUAAUUUACAGCAACUCGGUUAAUUAUUCAUCUCAAAUGUGCAAUGUAUUCAUGGAGAGAUUAUUCAAUAGUGUAGAUCAAAACAUCUCAUCUUUAUUUUUCUCGUUUUACUUUCAUUUAUCAAACGUGUGUAAAUUGUUGUAAAAUAAAUACGUAUCAUAUCAUUUGGAGAAUCCAUUAUCAUAUUGAUUAUAAAAAGCAGUCUCCUAACUGGUGCAAAAAAAUCAACUGGCAAGUCUGUGUAGAAUUUUUUGGUAAGGAAUUAGUAUAUUUUAGCAUUUCAAUAAUUUUGAGGAGCCUAACUUUAACUAUGUCUGUUAUAUGAAUUCCGAAUUAAAUAUCUACAUAUAUUUCCUGAUCUAAAUCAAGCCAAAUAACCGAUAGCCGAAAAUAGGUUUUCAUGGUUUCAGUCACUUUUGCUCAGAUAUCAAAUUGUGUAUUUAUUUCGUCGAAUAACCGAAUUCGGCAUUUGUGUCAUAUCAAUUAUGGAAAGAAGAAAGAACAAAUAUUGGAUAGCUCACAAGUACCUAUUAGUUAUUGAUAUAAAAUGCAGAAAAAUAAACCAGAAGGAUAGCGCUUAUAUAAGAGGCAUUGUUAAAAAAGUUGCUCUCAAACUGACUGAUCAUAGAGAUAUAAUUUUCUUGUUUCUAUUAGUGUACCUUUAUUGUAAAGUACAAAAUAUUUAUUCUAUUGUUAAUAUAUUAUCUUCGAGUAAGUAGACAUUUUAUUUUUUCUAAUCGAAACGAAUUAUUUCGUCAAUUUAUAGAAAUCGAUGGCCUAUAUUUAUAGUACUGCACAUUUUAUUUACUUUUAGUUGGUUAAGAGUGUACAAAUAACUUCUAAACAUAUUUAUGAACUGACUAUAGACAAUAAGGUUCACUUGUUAAUGUAUUUGUAUGUAAAAAUUGGUUGCUAUUUGCAAAGAAAACUAAUGAUAGGUUCCAAAGCAACAUAAUUAUCCUCUACCUACUUUAAAUUAUAUCCUUUAGAAAGUACUUGUCUCCACAACUCACCUUGAACAACUAAAUAUUUAUAACUUCAUAGAUUGUUGAUGGUGUGUUGAGGUUCAUGUUUCUAUUUUGAAUGCUGGAUAAUACCCUUCGUUUUAAGGAUCCAAUGUUAAUGCAUUAAUUAUAGUCACAUAUUUUGCCCCGGUUGGCUCUGAUAUAUUGUUAAAGUUUGUAAAUAGAUAACCAAUAAUAAUUAUUAUCGUAUUUCUAGGUUGAAAACUCGGUUAUAAGAAAAAAGCGCUUCCACUUUUUCUGUGUAAAUAUUAUAUAUAAAUAUAAAGGAUAUUUUGUGUUGUAUAAAACUUUUUUAAGCGUUAUGUUGCAAAAUGUACUAUAAACAGUCUUCGAAAUAAACGGACAUCAAUAUAACUG
Messenger RNA from Ceutorhynchus assimilis (cabbage seed weevil), 6598 nucleotides. The record is from the annotation of a GenBank genome assembly. Lineage: Eukaryota; Metazoa; Arthropoda; Insecta; Coleoptera; Curculionidae.